GUGGAUAAUAUUUAUUAUGUGUAUUCUUAUCUGUUUGUGAUGUUAAAUUUGGCUCUGUCAUUCUCUCUCUUUUGAUGUGGUUCCUUAAUCUUUAUUACUUUCCCAACCUCUAAGGUCGGGACUUAGUGCAAUGGCAAGUGCUUUCCACCAAAAGUGACAGGUCAUGGUUCAAGUGUGGCAAUUGCCUCUAAAAAAAAUAGGAAAUUGGAUUUAAGGCUUCCUACCAAUCAUCUCUCCUAGACUCAGCAAAAGUAGGAGUUUUUUGCUCUAAGUCUGACCUUUUACUUUCAUGACUUUGCAGAUAAUUUUGUGAGUGCUUGUAUGAGAAAAAUAGCUUUCGAAUCCAUUGGCACCAUGCUAUGAAUCUUGGCUUCCAGUGGGGAAUUUGGCAUUCAAUAACUUCACCUUGAGUGUGCUUGAAUGCUAGAUUUUGAAAAGGGCAAGCCAUGGAAGAUCCUUAUUCUGUCAGUAGUCCCAGAAGAAUUCUCAGUCUGUCAAAGAAGAGAAGGGCAACUGUCUCCUUUUUGGAUGCAGAUGAGAGGACUUCUGGGUUUGGAGUGUCUGGAGAGCAUGGUCCCAAGCCAUCAGAAGUCUAUGGGUUUGUUGGUUCCAUAACAACUGUCAUCGCUGCAGUUAUUUUCUUGGUAUGGGCAUAUGUUCCAGAGGAUUGGCUACAUUCCAUUGGAAUUUCCUACUAUCCCAGCAGGCAUUGGGCAUUGACAGUGCCAGCUUAUUUUAUGGUGACUGUAGUAUUAGCAUUGGGAUUUUACAUUGGCCUUAACUUCAUGUCGACUCCUUCCCCAACUUCCUUAAACAUAAUUUUUGAUGAAUUCAGUAGAGAACCAUUGAGCUCUGUUCCUUCAGUGGAUGGUGAUGAGCAGCCCAUUGAGUCCAUAUCCGAUAUUGGCAUCAAUAAAAUUAAUUAUCUCAUGUUUAAUAAUGUAAAUUGACAAUCCGCAUUAAGGUAUGACUGUCCUGCACCUACAUUACAUAAUGUUAUUGAAUAGAAUAGAUUGCCAUGAGACUUGACUUGUAACUCAACUGGUUAGCACCUCCGGGUGUUUUCACUGGAAACAUCUAGGGUUCAAAUCCCCUCUCCCGUUGUAAUAUUGAAUCAUUAAAAAAAAAAAUUAUUGAAUAGCAUAGAUUAUUGUGAUUUUAUUCUA
Molecule: messenger RNA, 1166 nt
Organism: Quercus robur (English oak)
Lineage: Eukaryota; Viridiplantae; Streptophyta; Magnoliopsida; Fagales; Fagaceae
Product: phosphatidylinositol N-acetylglucosaminyltransferase subunit P-like
Exons: 5
Coding region: 447-950 (167 amino acids)
Source: RefSeq, a predicted model, not a curated record